GGCUGAUGAUCUGUGCUCCAGUCCUUCAAACUCCACCGAUCACAGGGGAUUAUGAACUCUUUGGGGCAGCAGUCCGCAAAUCCACAGUCGGCCCCCCUCCAGCCUCCCAAUGCACAGGAUUUACUGGAUAUGGCGGUGUACUGUGACAACCUAAUGUACCCGCAAAACCUGCACCACCAUCACCACCACCCACAGAGGCCAUCAGCUCAUCCAGCAGGCUAUGGGCUGAGCGACUAUAGCCCCCCAGCAGCGAACCCCUACCUCUGGAUCAAUGGACCUGCCAUCAACUCGUCUCCUUAUCUCUCUGGGACUAAUGGGGCUUCUUUCAUCCCCGCAGGUUAUGGGACCAGCCAGAGACAGUUCCUGGCCCCUGCAUCGGGCUUUGCAGGAGCAGAUCUCAGCUGGUUGUCUCUUUCCAGCCAGCAGGAGUUUUUUAAAAUGGUGAGGCCCCCCUACUCCUACUCGGCUCUGAUCGCUAUGGCCAUCCAAAACGCUCCGGAGAAGAAGUUGACCUUGAGUCAGAUUUACCAGUACGUGGCCGAAAACUUCCCUUUUUACAAGAAGAGCAAAGCUGGCUGGCAGAACUCCAUCCGGCACAACCUGUCCCUGAACGACUGCUUUAAGAAAGUCCCCAGGGAUGAAGACGAUCCAGGGAAAGGCAAUUACUGGACGCUAGACCCGAACUGCGAGAAAAUGUUCGACAACGGCAAUUUUCGAAGGAAGAGGAAAAGGCGCUCGGACGCGCACGGGUCCGGCGCCCCAGGAGUGCCUGGCAAAGCGGAAGACAAGAGCGGCGGUGCCUUGAAGUCUCCAGACUCCUCCAGCCCGAUGGGCCUGGGCUCCCCUGCACCGCAGAACUCCCCCGGCUCCGGGAGCGGCCCCAGAUCCUCCCCCACGCCAGCGCUCGAACGGAGCCCGUGUUUCUCCAGCUUUGCCUCCAACAUGCAGGCCAUUGUCAAUGGGAACCACGGCCUCGGCAGGCAGCUCUCGGGAGAGUUUGCACACGGAAGGCAAGAUGUGCCUGCUCUGAGUUCCUGCUCCGCUCCCAGCAGCGGCACUGCCCAGAACUCCCAGCUGAGUCCCCCGGCCCACUCCAGAAUGAACUACUGUGCCAGCGGGCAGCAAAGUGGGCUCAGCAUCUCUCUCAUUAACAACUUCAGCGUCAAUCAGCUGAUCUAUAGCAGGGACGGGACAGAAGUUUGAAUUGACUGUGAAAUAACUUCGGUGCAAAUCACAGAAGCCAUGUUCUGUGCCUAGAAGUUUGUAUAUACCAUGGUACUCAGAACAGUUUCCUGUUAAUUAUUGUGCCUUAGAACACACACACGUAUAUUAAACGUCUAUAGACUGAGGUGUCCUCACACCCAGAAUCGUAUUCAGUAGUUUGUUUACAGUAUUGAUACUAUGCAUACAGAUCUAGACGACUGACCUUAA
This is a messenger RNA of Mauremys reevesii (Reeves's turtle), 1431 nucleotides long. It is a transcript of the gene FOXI2, whose product is annotated as forkhead box I2. Gene Ontology annotation, molecular function: DNA-binding transcription factor activity, RNA polymerase II-specific; RNA polymerase II cis-regulatory region sequence-specific DNA binding. Gene Ontology annotation, biological process: regulation of transcription by RNA polymerase II; cell differentiation; anatomical structure morphogenesis. The record is from RefSeq and is a predicted model, not a curated record. The transcript is spliced from 2 exons. NCBI's taxonomy places the organism in Eukaryota, Metazoa, Chordata, Testudines, Geoemydidae. Bases 52 to 1203 code for a protein of 383 amino acids.